CCACAGCAGACGGCUGAGGACUGCCGGUGUGUGUGUGACUGCACUGCUGAAGAGGAGGAGGAGGAGGAGGAGGCAGAGGGUGAGCACGCUCGCAGACUCUGCAGGGCCAUAGAGGAGCACACAGCAGCAGCAGCAGCAGCAGCAGCAGCAGCAGCGCUAGUGUUGGCCCGCACCAGGUAGAAGUCCCAGUGCCGCCGCCGCCGCCCCGCAGACUGCCGCCGUAAAGAUCUGGACGCGCCAACGCCGCCCGGACCCCCGCCAACAACGCCAUGGCACAAGCGGCCAAACACCUCCGCAAGAACAAGGAUUUAGAAGCCCAGUUAGAGGCGGAUCGCAAAGAGAAGGAGGAGGAGAGGGCCAAAAAAAGGAGUCGCUCACGGGAUAAAAAGCGCAAGGCCCACGCCGUGCAUCGCUGGCUAAUCGAUCAGGACAGUAGUGUGAGCUCUGAGAUGCCGGAUGGCCAAGGAGUAUGGCACUAUGAUGAUGAAGCAGAUGCUGGCAACAGUUUUCUUCGAGCAGCCCGCUCUGGCAACCUGGACAAGGCCUUGGAACAUAUCAAAAAUGGCAUUGAUAUAAAUACAGCCAAUCAGAAUGGGCUCAAUGGGCUGCAUCUCGCCUCGAAAGAAGGUCACGUCAAAAUGGUGCUGGAGCUUCUCCACAAUGGAAUCGUACUGGAGACGACCACGAAGAAAGGCAACACGGCCCUGCACAUUGCAGCCUUGGCAGGGCAGGAGCAGGUUGUCACAGAGCUGGUUAACUACGGGGCCAAUGUCAACGCUCAGUCCCAGAAAGGUUUCACUCCACUCUACAUGGCUGCACAAGAAAACCAUCUAGAGGUUGUGAAGUUUCUUCUGGAGAACGGAGCCAAUCAGAGCAUUCCAACAGAGGAUGGAUUUACUCCUCUUGCCGUGGCUCUUCAGCAGGGACAUGAAAAUGUCGUAGCCCUGCUCAUCAACUACGGCACCAAGGGAAAGGUCCGCCUCCCUGCGCUGCACAUUGCAGCACGCAACGACGAUACCCGCACAGCCGCGGUGCUUUUGCAGAACGACCCCAAUCCUGAUGUACUCAGCAAGACUGGAUUCACACCCCUCCACAUUGCUGCACACUAUGAAAACUUGAACGUAGCUCAACUGCUGCUCAACAGGGGAGCCAAUGUCAACUUCACCCCAAAGAACGGCAUCACUCCUCUGCACAUUGCAUCCAGACGGGGGAAUGUGAUCAUGGUCCGACUCCUGCUGGACCGAGGGGCACAGAUCGAUGCCAAGACCAAGGAUGAGCUUACUCCUCUGCACUGUGCAGCCAGAAAUGGUCAUGUCAGGAUCAUAGAGAUCCUGCUGGACCAUGGAGCCCCCAUCCAGGCAAAGACGAAGAAUGGCCUGUCUCCAAUCCACAUGGCAGCGCAGGGGGACCACAUGGACUGCGUCAAGCAGCUUCUGCAGUACAACGCAGAAAUUGACGACAUCACACUGGACCAUCUUACCCCUCUGCACGUGGCGGCACACUGUGGCCACCACCGUAUGGCCAAAGUACUACUGGACAAAGGGGCCAAACCCAACUCCCGGGCUCUGAAUGGCUUUACACCUCUGCAUAUUGCUUGUAAAAAGAACCACAUGCGUGUGAUGGACCUUCUGCUCAAACACUCGGCGUCGUUAGAGGCUGUGACUGAGUCUGGCCUGACCCCCCUCCAUGUGGCAUCCUUUAUGGGUCAUCUCAACAUUGUAAAGAUCCUGCUGCAGAAAGGAGCUUCCCCCAGCGCCUCCAAUGUAAAAGUGGAGACUCCUCUCCAUAUGGCAUCUCGGGCAGGACACUAUGAGGUGGCAGAGUUUUUAUUGCAGAAUGCAGCACCAGUGGAUGCCAAGGCCAAGGAUGACCAAACACCUCUGCAUUGUGCUGCUCGGAUGGGCCACAAGGAACUAGUGAAGCUUCUGCUGGAGCACAAAGCCAACCCCAACUCCACCACCACAGCAGGACACACACCUCUACAUAUCGCUGCCCGGGAAGGCCAUGUGCAAACUGUACGCAUCCUCCUGGACAUGGAGGCUCAGCAGACCAAGAUGACCAAGAAAGGCUUCACUCCGCUGCAUGUGGCCUCCAAGUACGGCAAGGUGGAUGUAGCUGAGCUGCUGCUGGAGAGAGGAGCAAACCCUAAUGCAGCUGGGAAGAAUGGUCUGACUCCGCUGCACGUCGCUGUACAUCACAACAACCUGGAUGUGGUUAACUUGCUUGUCAGCAAAGGAGGGUCACCGCAUAGUGCAGCCAGGAACGGCUACACUGCCCUCCACAUAGCAUCCAAGCAGAACCAGGUUGAGGUGGCUAACAGCCUGCUGCAGUACGGAGCUUCGGCCAAUGCUGAGUCACUGCAGGGAGUCACACCUCUCCACCUGGCCUCACAGGAAGGAAGGCCCGACAUGGUCUCACUGCUCAUCUCCAAACAGGCCAAUGUCAACCUUGGCAACAAGAGUGGAUUAACCCCGCUCCACCUGGUGGCACAAGAGGGUCAUGUUGGCAUCGCUGAUAUCUUGGUGAAGCAGGGAGCUUCAGUCUAUGCAGCCACACGGAUGGGUUACACCCCUCUCCAUGUAGCUUGUCACUAUGGCAACAUCAAAAUGGUGAAGUUCCUCCUGCAGCAACAGGCCAACGUCAACAGCAAAACAAGGCUUGGUUACACUCCUCUGCACCAGGCAGCCCAGCAGGGACACACAGACAUUGUAACGCUGUUGCUGAAGCAUGGCGCUCAGCCCAAUGAGACCACCACACAUGGUACCUCGGCCCUGGCUAUUGCUAAGAGGUUGGGCUACAUCUCUGUGAUUGACGUCCUAAAGCUUGUAACUGAGGAGACGGUUUCCAUGACGACCACAGAGAAACACCGCAUGAGUUUCCCAGAAACAGUGGAUGAGAUACUAGACGUGUCUGAGGAUGAAGGAAUUGCACAGCUAACAUUAGGAGAGGAGCUCUUGGGGACAGAAGGGGCCAGGUACAUGAAGAUGGAUGACAUGAAAGACCAUGAUGACGAUUUCCUCUCCCCCAAGAAAUCACUGGAGUACGAGAGAGGGCUGGGCACAGCGAAUUAUUCGCCAGCCAUUCCCAGGAUUCCUCGUGUUUCUCCAGAGACUGUCAUCCUGAGAGAACAUGAGAUAGAUCAGCAACACACUCCACUUCCACUGCCCAAAGAAUACGACGAGGACUCGCUGAUUCCCAGCAGCCCGGCAACCGAGACGUCUGACAACGUCAGCCCAGUGGCCAGUCCCAUACACACAGGGUUCCUGGUCAGUUUUAUGGUGGACGCUCGGGGCGGUUCCAUGCGAGGCAGCAGGCAUAAUGGUCUGCGUGUCAUCAUACCUCCACGGACGUGUGCGGCACCCACCCGCAUCACCUGCCGCCUGGUGAAGCCGCAGAAGCUGACCAGCCCCCCUCCGCUGGUGGAGGGAGAGGGGCUGGCCAGCAGGAUCAUCUCCCUGGGUCCAGCCAGCAUGCAGUUCCUGGGACCAGUGAUUGUGGAGAUCCCCCACUUUGCUGCUCUGGGUCGUGGUGACCGGGAGCUCGUCGUGCUGAGGAGCGAAAAUGGAUCAGUGUGGAAAGAACACCGCAAUCGCUAUGGUGACGAGGUGCUAGAAACAAUCCUCAACGGAAUGGAUGAAGACUUGGAAAGUCAAGAGGAACUUGGAAAGAAGCGGAUCCGCCGCAUUAUCUCCACCGACUUCCCCCUUUACUUCGCUGUCGUGUCACGAGUGCAGCAAGAAAGCGACCUGAUUGGUCCAGAGGGCGGUUCUCUGACAAGUAAACUGGUGCCGAUGGUCCAGGCCACGUUUCCUGAGACGGCGGUCACCAAACGAGUCCGCCUGGGGCUGCAGGCUCAGCCGGUUCCAGAUGAGCUUGUUGCAAAGCUGCUGGGUAACCAAGCAAACUUUAGCCCCGUCGUCACUGUGGAGCCUCGGCGGCGCAAGUUUCACCGACCAAUCGGCCUGCGUAUCCCUCUGCCCCCGUCCUGGAAGGAAAGCCCCCGAGACUCUGGGGAGGGCGACACCACCAGCCUGCGUCUGCUCUGCUCAGUCAUAGGUGGUACAGCUCCAGCCCAGUGGGAGGACAUUACUGGCACCACCAAGCUUAUCUAUGCUAAUGACUGCGCCAGUUUCACAACCAAUGUUUCAGCACGAUUCUGGCUGGCAGAUUGUCCUCGGACAGCUGAGGCCGUCUCCUUUGCCAACCUGCUCUAUAGAGAGCUGUCAGCUGUACCCUACAUGGCCAAGUUUGUGGUGUUUGCAAAGAUGAACGAGCUGCGCGAAGGCCGUCUGCGCUGCUACUGCAUGACUGACGACAAGAUGGACAAAACUCUGGAGCAACACGAGAACUUCACAGAAGUGGCUCGCAGCAGAGACAUAGAGGUGAUGGAGGGAAUGCCACUUCACCUGGAGUGUUCAGGGAAUCUCGUGCCAGUUAGAAAGGCCACGCAGCAGCCUCGUUGCUUCAGCUUCCAGGCCUUCAGAGAUAACCGACUUCCUGUCUCUGUUAAGGUGAGAGACAGCAGUAAAGAGCCCACCGGGUUUUUGUCUUUCCUGCGUAAGACCACAAAGUAUGAGGACAGCCAACAUGUGCUCUGCAACCUCAACAUCACCAUGCCUCCAUGUAUCAAGAUUGUUGGGAGUGAAGACCGGAGGCGAACCCUGACCCCACUGGCUUUAAGAGAAAGAUACAGUGCUCUAAAUGAGCCAGCGAUGGCUUCGAUGAGUGCCAUGGAGAGGACAGAGCUGAAGAUGGCUGUGAUUGCAGAACAGUUGGGACUGAGCUGGGCUGAGUUGGCACGUGAGCUUCAGCUCAGUGUGGAUGACAUUAAUAAGAUCCGUGUGGAGAAUCCAAACUCUCUGCUGGAGCAGAGCUCUGCACUGCUCAACCUUUGGGCCACCCGAGAGGGCAAGAGGGCCAAGAUGGAGAGCUUGUACGCAGCUCUGAAGAGCAUCGACCGUAUGGACAUCAUCAACAUGCUGGAGGGCCAGCCGCCUCAGCCUACGAGACAAGGAUCCCGUGAUCUCAGCAGACGCCGACAUAACGAGAGAGAGCACCUCUCCCCUGGUAUGACCAAUGACUCUCAUUGCUCGUCUCCCUCUGUGUUUGCAUGGACACAAUGGGACGAGGAGCAGCAGUAACAUUGGCAUGCUGGAGAUAAGGCUUCAGACACUGCAUUAAAGCUGUUUGACCAACAGACGUGUCUCUGCAUGGCAUGCGUACUGAGAAUGAUCCUACAGUCUGUCUCUGUUACUCCUCAGUGAUCUGUCCUAAUGGGGGUUAAAAAAAGGCCACAGACCUUUUUUGUGAACUGUGACUCGUGUCUGCUCUGUUCAUGUAUGAAUGCUGUGGUUGUUUUGUGUGAUUCCACAUAAACUGUCCAUCUUAUUUUGUGUGAAAUAUAUGUUUUUAUUGACUCUGUGAGUGGCGUAUGAGGGUCAAUCUGAACUUGUCCCUCCUUAUUGUAAAUGUGCUUAUUGUUUACUGUGACCUGUCAAGUCAGUCUGUGUGUGUGUGUGUAUCAGUGUGAGCGUCUUCAUGUGUGUUUUAAUUUGUAAAAUAUAAGUGUUUUGUGGUUUCCAUAUACAUAUUUGCCCAGUGUGUUUGGGCAAAAAGAGUGUUAUAUAUUUUUUAUGUGUGCUUCACUGCCUUGUUUUUUCUGUGUUUUUUCUGUGUUUCAGUCAGAGGGUGGGUCAAGAAGUCACAUUUUUCAUAGUUCACACUCAACAUUCAUCGGUUUUUUAGUGUUUAAUAGAUAUAUUUCUUUUACUAUCAUGCCCAAAUCUACUGACAUGGAGAGAGGACUGGCAAAUUCAUGGCAAUCAAAAAUUCUCACCUCAUAUUUUGUAUUGUUUCACCAAAAACAGACUCACAGCAUUUAAUCAUGGCUUCAGGAUCGAAUAUACGGGAUAUUUCAAAAGCAUAUCACCAAAUAUAUAUUCCCAGUAUAUGGCUGAUCUUGCACUAAGAAAUGUGUCCAGAUACUAGUGAAGUCAUUGUUUUUUGUCCAGAAUAUACUUGUCUUUUCUGAAUUAGAUAUUCACAUCAUUGAAUAUAUUCAUACAGAAGUUAAAUGUUGCCACAGUCAUGACCCGCAUUUUCAUCGGCAGCGAAUCUAUAGAAUAGUGAACAGGCAAAAGGCAGAUAAUUUAGUUUCAGUGGAAUUAGGAAAGCACUGAAAUGAGAUUUUAAUGAUAUUAUUAUAGCUUUAACUGUUCUUUCUUCUGGUGAUGUAAGUCAGAUUUAAACUGUCAGUAUAACGACAGAUAUAAAGCAACAUUUAAACUUAAACAAAAUGCCAUUUGGGCUUUUGUGACUGAGACCCUUACACUUUUAAAGUAUCUGACAAAGCAGAGACCUCAGUAUAUUCAAAGAUACAAAUGAACACCAAUUUUAAACUUGUACAGUAAUACAUCAAUACAAUAAAAUUCAAUAGCAAUUGCUGUUUGUAUAGCUUGUUUUUUCUUUGUUUCUUUUUUAGCACAAAUCUUCAUAAGACCAAGCACUAAAAGACUGUAUGUAUUUCUCAUUCAUAGUUUCUACAGACAACCGGCAGCAGUUUGGAAGGUGAAAGAGAAAGUAGGACAAGGGGUUUAUUUUGCUGCUUGGUGUCUCAAAUGUCCCCUGCACUCUCAGCAGUAGUCUGCUGCCAGCCAUGAAUCAAGUUACACCCUUUGCCCUGCACAGUUUUCGCAUCACUAUACUGUAUACAGUCAGUCUCUCUCUACCACUCUGUCUCAUAUGCAUACACAUGACCAUGCAUUAAGGAAACUGUCUCCUCUUCUUGCUAUUAUCUACAUACUGUAUGCUCUGCACUGCAUCUCCAGUUUCAUCCUCUGGAUAAUAUACCUCUUAGCAAUAUGUUAUCAUCAUACUGUCAGUCACACUUUGCUUCACCUGCAUUUACAUUCAUCAAAAUGUUCACAUAAAUGAUUCACUUAGGUCAGGGUCAUUUUCAGAAUAAUUCAUUUGGAGGGUUACAGACAUAUUUGUAUAUCUGUAGGCUAAAAGUGCACUCUUUGUUGUCUUCAACUGGGUUUUUCUUUCUUUUUGAGUGUACUGUUAUCUCAAUAAAACAAAAAACAAAAAUCCUCCCUGAUGUUGUGACAUUGCGCUCUAUCGUGCCAGGUCUGGUUUUACAAGGAAAAAAUAAGGUUAUCAGUGGUGUUCAAGUACCAGCUGUAGGAGUGACCUGAGUCCACAGCACAUUGCCAGUGUGCAGUUUUACUCACUGACAAAAUUGCAUUUAACAAAUAGAACUAAUGAAAAGUUUUGUUUGAGGCAGCAACUGUGUGGCUUUCACAGCAGAAGACAAAUUGAUGUCUGCUUUAAUUGUGUUUGCAUAAAUAAUACCAAUACAGUAAGUUCUAUGUUUAUAUAGCCGUGGUAUAUUGAAUGCAUUACAAUAAAUGUAUGUGUCAGUGAGAGAGGAAGCAGCAGUGUGGAGUGAGCUGACGUGUGUGUGUGUGUGUGUGUGUGUGUGUGUGUGUGUGUGUGUGUGCGCACUCGAAUGUGAGAAGAAAAUGAGAUUGCCUGCGUGCAUGCAAUCCAGCCUGACAACAACAUUAACCUGCCUGUUUCUGAGUGGGUUUGAAAGCAUGCUUAUCUGAGUGUGAGUGUAUGUGCGUGUCAGUAUGAAGACAGAGAGUGUGUGUCCCUGCUGGACAGGUGUCAGUAAUCCCUCUCCGUCUCCCUGCAGGUGGCAGCCAGCAGAGCAGCAUCAGUCACUGCUGGGUUCGAACCUCAGUCUCAGUCUUUCGGUCCGUCUGGCUGUGUCUGCUGCUGCUGCCGCUGCUGCUCUCACCGUCAGCGCUGGCUGAUUGAGCUUGACAACCCCUCUUUUAAAAGCUGCCCUUGCUCUCUUGUCCUAAGCUCCUUGCACCUUUAUUCUAGCUCCUAUUGUCUUGGCCCUCCCCCUCUCUCCCCCCACACCACACCUUUCCCAUUUGUCCCUUCAGCCUCCUCUACUCCUCCCCUAGAUGCCCAGCUCCUGGGCAGGGGCACUUACCCCCUCCCAGGGUCCCGAUGCUGUGGGGGUGAGGUGGGGAGCGAGGCGGGGGGCCGGGUGUCAGUGUGCCUCUCUCUGUCCC
This is a messenger RNA of Amphiprion ocellaris (clown anemonefish), 8090 nucleotides long. RefSeq names its product ankyrin 1, erythrocytic a (gene ank1a). Gene Ontology annotation, biological process: signal transduction. Gene Ontology annotation, molecular function: protein binding. NCBI's taxonomy places the organism in Eukaryota, Metazoa, Chordata, Actinopteri, Pomacentridae. The record is from RefSeq and is a predicted model, not a curated record. Bases 270 to 5141 code for a protein of 1623 amino acids. The transcript has 40 exons.